AUGUGCAUCGACUACCCCAUACCGCGCAUCGACGACGUAAUGGACCAACUGUGUGGUGCAACAGUUUUCUCGAAACUGGACCUACGGUCGGGUUACUGCCAGAUCAAGAUGGCGGACAACUCGAUCCACAAGACGGCGUUUCGUACAAGAUACGGCUCCUACGAAUACUUGGUGAUGCCGUUCGGACUCUGCAACGCACCGGCGACGUUCCAGGCAGAGAUGAACCACAUCCUCCGGCCCCUGCUGGACGAAUGCGUAGUAGUGUACCUGGACGAUAUCCUCAUCUACUCCAAGAACAUGAAGGAGCACGUGGAGCAUCUGCGGAAGGUGUUCGAGAUCCUGCGGAAAAAUAAGUUCUACGUGAAGCUGUCGAAGAGCGACUUCGCCCUGAAGAAGGUGCAGUUUCUCGGGCACAUGGUGAGUGCCGAGGGCGUACACGUGGACCCGCGGAAGAUCGAAGCCGUUAAAAAGUGGAAAGUUCCGGAGAACGUGAAGGAGUUACAGCAGUUCCUCGGCUUCGCCAACUACUACAACAGGUUUGUGCCGCAGUACGCUAAGAUAGCAGCGCCACUGACAGACCUACUGAAAAAGGAUACGCCCUUCAAAUGGGAUGCUCCUCAUCAGCAAGCCAUGGAGCAGCUACAGACAGCACUGACCACAGCGCCAGUACUCAUCCUACCGGAUCCAGACAAGGACUACGUAGUUGAAGCAGACGCUAGUGACCAAGCAGUCGGAGCAGUACUGAUGCAGGAUCACGGGAACGGUUUACAGCCUAUCGCCUACCUCAGUAAGAAGUUACACGGAGCAGAACUGAACUACCCCAUUCACGACAAGGAAGCCUUAGCUAUAGUCGUAGCCUUCAAGGCGUGGAGGUGUUACCUAGAGGGAGCCAAGACCACAGUCUACACUGACCACUGCAGUCUUAAGUACCUGAAGUCGCAGCCGACGCUCUCACGACGACAGGUGCGGUGGGUGGAUUUCUUGGAAACUCACUUCCACUACGACAUCGUCUACAAACCUGGGCUACACAACAAAGCUGACGCGUUGAGCCGCCCCGGUCAUGUAGCAGGCAUCCAGCUCGACGGGAUGAACCCUCUGCUCAAGGGUCUAUUCCAACAUGGGUACUCCGUGGAUGGCGAGAUCGCAACGGCAGAGAAACAGAAGCUGUUACAGUGGGAGAAAGACUUAGCUGUGACACCAGUUACAUUCCGCUUGCGCUUACCAGAUACGUGGAAGCUUCACAAUGCUUUCCAUGUUCAGCUACUGAAACCCUACAAGGACCCCAACCAACAGUUCCAGGGACGGCAGCUACCGCCACCUCCACCUGUUCUUGUGCAGGAUGAACCAGAGUACGAGAUCGAGCGCGUUCUCACUCAUCGGCGCCGCGGCGGCAAGACCCUCGAGUUCCUGAUACGCUGGAAAGGAUACGACCCCACUAAGGACAGUUGGGUUGCAGAAGUUGAUAUGGGCAACGCACGCCGUGCUCUCAAGGACUAUCUUGUCAAGCAGGGUGUAUCUCACGCCACCCAGCUUUAA
This is a messenger RNA of Closterium sp. Yama58-4, 1536 nucleotides long. Lineage: Eukaryota; Viridiplantae; Streptophyta; Zygnematophyceae; Desmidiales; Closteriaceae. The record is from the annotation of a GenBank genome assembly.